This is a messenger RNA of Glarea lozoyensis ATCC 20868, 1329 nucleotides long. Its product is annotated as Acetamidase/Formamidase-like protein. Gene Ontology annotation, molecular function: hydrolase activity, acting on carbon-nitrogen (but not peptide) bonds, in linear amides. The transcript has 14 exons. NCBI's taxonomy places the organism in Eukaryota, Fungi, Ascomycota, Leotiomycetes, Helotiales, Helotiaceae. The record is from RefSeq and is a predicted model, not a curated record. The coding region runs from base 1 to 1329 and encodes 442 amino acids.
AUGGGUUUAACGGAGAUCCGAAAGGUCUGCGAAGUAUCGCUUGAGACUCCAGCAGAAGAGCAACCCAAGUUACAUAACAGAUGGCAUCCAGAUAUUCCCUUUGCGGAUACGAUCAAAAAUGGAGAAACCGUGAAGAUUGAAUGCAUCGAUUGGACUGGAGGGCAAAUUGGAAACAAUGACAGUGCCGAUGACAUGAAGAAUGUUGACCUCACCCGGAUCCAUUAUCUUUCUGGUCCCUUUGAAAUAGAGACUGCCGAACCUGGGGAUGUCCUCCUAGUCGAGAUUAUGGAUGUGCAGCCAAUGGAGAAACAGCCAUGGGGAUUUUCUGGUUUGUAUUCAAACUAUAAUAAUGGUGGUGGAUUUUUGGAUGAAAUAUAUCCAACCGCAGCCAAAGCAAUUUGGGACUUCGAAGGCAUCUACUGCACUUCUCGCCAUAUCCCGCACGUCAAGUUCCCAGGGUUGAUCCAUCCUGGAAUUUUAGGAUGUGCUCCAUCGGCAGAAGUUCUUGCUACCUGGAACAAGCGUGAAGGGGAACUCAUUGCUGCCAAUAAGCUCGAUCGUAUUGUGGCACAACCACCAAAUCCUCAGAAUGUUCAUGCUGGAACAUCGGACGCCGCGCUCAAAGAGAAGGUGGGAAAGGAAGGUGCUAGGACGAUUCCUGGACGACCCGAACAUGGUGGUAAUUGUGACAUCAAGAACCUCUCCAGGGGAAGCAAAGUUUAUCUCCCAGUUCAUGUUAAAGGUGCCAAGUUUAGUGUGGGAGACUUGCAUUUCUCGCAAGGUGACGGCGAGAUCUCAUUUUGCGGAGCCAUUGAAAUGGCAGGAGUGGUCACCAUCAAUUUUAAAGUUAUGAAGAAUGGCAUUGCCGACUUGGGAAUGAAGUCUCCACUCUACCUCCCAGGUCCAGUUGAGCCACACUACGGCCCUGGCCGCUAUUUGACCUUCGAAGGCUUUUCUGUUGAUGAGCACGGAAAGCAGCAUUACAUGGACGUGACUGUAGCAUAUCGCCAAACCACUCUUCGUGUUAUUGAGUACCUCCGUCGCUUCGGUUACUCUGACUAUCAAGUUUAUCUGCUUCUAUCAUGCGCUCCAGUCCAGGGGCACGUCGCAGGUAUCGUCGAUAUUCCAAAUGCCUGUACAACAUUAGGUCUUCCAAUGGACAUCUUCGACUUCGACAUCUCACCUACUGGGCCAGCAAAGAAGUUGGAAAUGGGCAGUUGUGCUUUUGAAACUGGCGUUACGGAAGGCAAAGUCACGCAAGGAGGAAAGAAUAGUGAGAUUAGCUGGGGUGGGGGUUUGACGUACAAGACUAAGGAAGAAUCUAAGUAA